AAGUUACAAAUCGGAAGCCAACUUCACUGACGUCCAGAAUGCAGCCAUGUCUAAAGGUCUAACUAACGACCUGUAGUUUAUUUUACUUAAAAAUAUAAAUAUCCAUGGCAACGGUGUAAGAAAUGGGAAUGUUUUUACUACGACGGUGGAUUUCACCUUAAGGUGAGGUGACACCAUGAUCCUGAUUCUCUGCACCAGCUGAAAACUGACGUGUUUGACAACAAAACUGCUGUCACUAUGGGGACAGCAACAAGCGAGCCAUGUAUCUACGACAAACUGUCUGAGAGCAUCGACAUCCUCCGCCAAUCAGGUUACCGCUAUGGCAUGUCAGAGAGAGAAAUUGAGAGAUUCAUCAAGCAGGUCCUGGAGACCAACGAGCCAAGAAGAGAGCCUCCACAAUUCCCCAUUCUAAGAGCCACCAUUAAGUUUCUGGUUGCUGUGGGCUUCCUGCUGGUGGUGGUGCUGGCCUUCAACUACCAGCAGAGCUCCCCCCAGUUGGGACUGGUAAAUCUGGGCUGUUGCAACCGGUCGUCCCCCCUUAGCCAUAUCCGCCUGCUCUCUCUUCCUAUUGCCAAGAAGUACAACCUGCAAGGUUUUCAUGAGUGGUGGAGUGCUGGUUCUCUCCGGCAGAGUCUGGUUAACUGUUCGGGAUGCGCAGAAAUCUCCUCCGUGCUGGAAGUCCCAGAAAGCCUCAGGGGAACUGUGACUCUGCGACGGGGACCUCAGCUGGUCCUGCUGAAGGGCGGGGAGUCUCUCAGUAUCCAGCGGCAGCAGCUGGAGGCGCUCUACUUAGCCCAUUCAGGCUCCAUGUCAAUUCUGCUGGAGGAGGACAGCGGUCUCCAUAGCGGCCUCCCUCAGGGACCUGCCAACUUCACCCUCCUCUGGAGGUUCAGUUCUGGAACCAGAGAAAAAGUGUUGAGAUGGCUCUUCCCAAAGGCUGAGCUCUGCCCCCUGCUGGACAGCGCUGGGACCAUCCUCCAGCGAUGCCUGGUCAUCCACAGCACAAACUCUCAAAGCAAGGGUGUCAGGGUCCUGGGUUGGCUGGUGGUGGGGGAGGGGCUGCCAACAGUGCGAGUUGUGCCUGUUCAGCGAUGCCAGAAACACUGCAGCUCCUUCAACCUUUGGCUGUCACCUGGAGACAUGGUGUAUGCGGACCCCCGGUACUGGCAGAUGGAGUUGUUCCCCGGACGUGGCCAGAACAUCAUUUGUGACGGCACAACCUUUUAGCCUUCAGAUGGGCAGAGUUCAGGACUUGGGUGUAACACACAAAGCACCUUUGAAUGUUUGGAGCUUGUUGGCCUGUGUGUGCCCAUUUUCUGCCCAUUGUUGCCUUUUAACACCAACAAUAUUUUGUUUAUAGCACAUUUUUGGUCUGAUAUGCCUCUGAGAACUGAAACCAACUGCACACAAGGAGAUCAGGUAGGGGAGAAAAAAUAAGCUCCUGCAAGAUUUUCUUAAGAGUGCAGGUCAGAGGAAUAAGGAGACUUAUUCUUUAGCUGAACUGUUGAAAAUUCAUCUGUGCUCGUGCCACAGCUUCUAGCUGAUUUCUAGCAAUUAAGAGAGAAAAAAUCUCUAAAAUUACUGGAGGUGUCACUGAUUAAAAAGGUAAUAACACUGGUCCUAGACCCGGGGAAUCACUGCCACUAUUUGCAUCCUGUUCAGUGACUUGAAACAAUUUUUGUUGCAGUCAGAUCCACUUCAGUGGAAGAAUAAAAUUAAGUGAAAUUAAGAAUGAGUACAUGAGGUUGUUUUGUUUUUUAUAUGCCACCGCUGGAAAAUGUUUUUUAACAUGUAGACUGACCAUUAUUAUGCAGACACUGAAAUCAGCCAAGCUCAUCUUGUGAUAAUUACAUCUACAAUUUAUCUGAGUGAUUAAUUUGGUCCUAAUCAUUUGCAAUAUUGUGCAAAAAAAUUAGCUUUAAGCAGUCCUGCCAGUCAAGCUCCAACAACCUAUUUUCCUAAUUGUGAUGUGAUGUUUCUGCCUGAAUAAAAACGUAAUCAUCUUUUUGUUCCAUACUAUUCUUCAGAUACAACCCUCCAUGAGCAUAACCUGCUCACAAAAUACAUAUGCACAUGUUCCAAGUUAUUUUCUAUUCUUUUAGAUUAUUUUUUUCUUGCAGUCUAUGCUUGCAGGUUACAUGCAAAUAACUGCAAUUUUAUUGCAUUUUAGAAUGUAAAAUAGUUUUCUGCAUUAUUUACAUUGUGUAAAUUUAGAACAAAAUAUUAAACAAGGAGGCAAGAGAUGUAAUGUGAUGUUUAAUCACAAAUAAAACGGAACUUAUAUUUUGAGUGUAAUUAAGACAGAGCUUUAAAUGUAAAAUUAACUUCAGUGAAGAUGGUAAAGAGCCCCACUGCUCUGGUUCUUACUUGAAGAGUGUAAACGGUAAGUUUAUGUCUGGACGGGUUAUUCUGGAGAAAACGCAUCUGAUCCCCUUUUGAAUGGAAGCAGUUAUGGCAACAUGUUACACUAAGUUACCACACAGUUUAAAGAGGGGAGCAUUUUAAUUUGAUGUGUUUUACAAAGCUGCUUCUCCAGAUUCAGGGUGGUUAUUGGAUGUUGUGACUUUAAAAGAAAUAUACUAUAAUAUAUAUUUGAUUGUUGCUGCUGAGUUUUGGGACAAGGUGGGAGUGGAGGUUAAUAUUGCAUGUAAGAUCCAUAAUUAAGUUUAAAUCUGUUUGCCGAACAGAAGUUCUGCAUUUUAGAACAGAAAAUUACCACAGCAGAAACAAAUAUUUAAACUGCAUUAGAAAUGUAAUUGUUUAUGACAAAAUAAAAAAGGAUGUUCAGCUUUC
Xiphophorus couchianus (Monterrey platyfish) is the source of this 2793-nucleotide messenger RNA. It is a transcript of the gene c20h6orf89, whose product is annotated as chromosome 20 C6orf89 homolog. The transcript is spliced from 8 exons. The record is from RefSeq and is a predicted model, not a curated record. Lineage: Eukaryota; Metazoa; Chordata; Actinopteri; Cyprinodontiformes; Poeciliidae. The coding region runs from base 238 to 1227 and encodes 329 amino acids. Gene Ontology annotation, cellular component: Golgi membrane; nucleolus.